Messenger RNA from Aspergillus aculeatinus CBS 121060, 1500 nucleotides. RefSeq lists its product as uncharacterized. Lineage: Eukaryota; Fungi; Ascomycota; Eurotiomycetes; Eurotiales; Aspergillaceae. The record is from RefSeq and is a predicted model, not a curated record. Bases 129 to 1262 code for a protein of 377 amino acids. The transcript has 7 exons.
UGUGGAGACAGCUCAAAAUUUGACAUCUGUCAUUCCUUCGCAUACCCACUUUGCAUGUCAAUAAUGUUAAUCCAGCGACCGAUGUUGCAGGCUUGCAAUUUGCGUUCUAGUCGUGGCUUCGAUCAACGAUGAAUGUGACGGGACCGGUGCUACCCCCACCUGGCGAAACAGUGAAUCCCAAUCCUCGGCCAUGGCUGUUCACAGCGAACUGCAUCGCGAUCGCCGUGGGCCUUGCGCUGAGCACAGUCUUCCUGGUGAUCCGAAUCUACACCAAAGCACGGAUUCUGCGGAAGUUCUGGUGGGAUGAUGUAUUCAUUCUCCUGGCCUGGGUCUUUUCCGUCAGCACCCAGGCAGUCAUUAUAUAUGGCUGCCUCGAUGCAGGCUUUGCAAUAGACAUCUGGGACCUGUCUGUCUCAGAACUCGUCACCUAUCGAAAGACCAUUCUUGCCAUGGCGGUGAUCCACAUCCAGGCGCUAGCGUUCGCCAAAUUCGCCGUCCUGAUGCUGUACUACCGAGUCCUCAAGUUCAUCACUCCGUGGCGGUACACACUCUGGGCAGUGGGUAGUAGCAUCGGACUCUACAGUGUUAUCCUAGUCUUCAUGCUUAUCUUCGCCUGCGUGCCGAUCGAGGAUGGCUGGUCCCUCACGCGCCCUAGUGCCUGCCGACGACGAUCGGGCCUCUAUCUGGCCACCGCAAUCGCCAACACCGCCAGCGACAGCAUCUUGCUGCUCAUCCCGAUGAUCUUUAUCUGGGCCCUGAAUCUACCAUUCAUGCAGAAGAUCGGUUUAUUCUGCCUGCUGGGGCUGGGAUGCCUUACGGUUGUGACCAGUAUCGUUCGCCUGGUCACCCUCAUUCCUCUUCUCGAUUCGAACAAUCAGCCCCAUAACAUCGGGCUUGUGUGUCUCUUUAUAGUCCUCGAAGCAAAUUUCAUCAUCCUCUGCGGCUGCCUCCCGUUCACGCGCGCGUUCCUGCACCACUACGCCCCGAAAUGGUUCCCCUCGCGCAACGGGAGUCGCGGCGACCGGUAUUACUUGACAGGGACGCCCCCCUCCAGCCUGACCUCGCCCUCGCAUAUGACCUCCCCCUCCAACAUGACCUCGCCAGCUGUAUCGUCACCGGAAUACCGUCGCAGACCAUCCUACUUCGAUAUAGAAGCUAUUCUGAACGACAUACCACCGGCGGAAUGUUCUGAGUUUGCGGGUCCACCGAGAGAGCCCCUGCCAGCUUGGAAGGGGCCGAUACGAAGUGACAUGAUCGAUUGACUGAAGACCUUUCCGAAACUAAAAGUAUGCUGCUUGAUUUCUAUAGACCAGGCUAAAAGUGGUGUUUCAAGCGAUUGUAUGACUAUAAUGGUUAAUUUGUGGAUAUAUGAGUCGGGGGUCUUGAAUUGGAGGCCUCUGGAGCCAUGUGAAACGGUGGCAAAGCAGGAAGGGAUAGGGCAGAAUGGCAGGGUAGACCUGUACUACAUCGGCAGUCUAACCCACACCCUUUCUCUCCAGG